AUGGAUCUUCUGCACAGCUGGGGGGUCCAGCUGGCGGUCCAUCUGCAGACCACAUACAGCAGCUAUGAGGGCCUGUUCGGCCUGGCGUCCACCGUGGCCGACCUGCACACCACCUUCUUCUUCUUCUUCCCCGUCUGGUUCCACCUGCGGCGGGACACGGGGCUCCGGCUCAUCUGGGUGGCGGUCCUGGGAGACUGGCUCAACCUGGUUCUGAAAUGGGUUCUGUUCGGGGAGAGACCGUACUGGUGGGUUCAUGAGACCCGGUUCUACGGCGCAGCACCGGCCCCGGCUCUGCGGCAGUUUCCCAUCACCUGUGAGACCGGACCAGGAAGCCCGUCGGGUCACGCCAUGGGAGCAGCUGGCGUCUGGUAUGUGAUGGUCAUGGCGCUGCUCGCCACGGCGACAGAGAAGAGAUGCCCUCCUUUACUAUACAGAUUCUUGCAGCUGGGCCUGUGGGCGCUCAUGGGCCUGGUGGUUCUGGUGGUCUGCAUGUCCAGGGUCUACAUGGCGGCACACUUUCCCCAUCAGGUCAUCGCUGGAGUCAUCACAGGCGUACUGGUAGCUGAGGUCGUCUCGAAGGAGAAGUGGAUCUACGACGCCAGCAUGAGGAAAUACUUCCACACCACCCUCUCCUUGACCUCCCUCGCUGUUGGCUUCUACCUCCUGCUCAGAGUUCUGGGUGUGGACCUGCUGUGGACGAUGGAGAAAGCCCAGAAGUGGUGCGUGAAUCCCGAGUGGGUCCACCUGGACAGCACGCCCUUCGCCAGCCUCCUGCGUAACAUGGGCACCCUGUUCGGUUUGGGUUUAGGUCUUCACUCGCCCCUCUACAGCGAGACCAAGACGAAGAACACGAGCACCGGCUUCAGGAUGGGAUGUAUCAUCGUCUCCUUGUUUCUGCUUCAUCUGCUCGACGGUUGGACAUUUUCUUCUGAAAAUCUCACAACCUUCUACUUCCUGUCUUUUGGUAAAAGCGCGGUUGCACUUUUAAUCCCGACCACUCUGGUUCCCUUCACUCUCUGCUGGAUCCGUCAGGGGAAGACAGAAGACAAGAACUUGUGAUUCAGGUCCACAUUUUUUGUUUUAAGUCAAUAGUUUAAUUUUCUAUAUUGUACCAGGAUCAUUUUGUCCUCAUGUUUAAUACAAAAGACAUGAAGACUUCCAGGACAAAGUCCCUGAAGUGAUUGUGCUGGCCUGGAUAUCAGUUCCUUUAAAGAAUAUCUCCUGUAGUUUAACAGUUUGGGAAAUUCGCUGAUCACUUCCUGUCAGAGUUCGACAAAAACGUUGCUUCCACUCUGACGUCAGCAGCCGGUUAGCUUAGCUUGCAGGUAAGAGCCUGGCUCCAUCUAAAGGUAACAAUAUCUACCAAGAAAUGGCUGUAAAAUAUGUCAAUUAACAUGUUUUAUCUCAAUUUUGUUAGUUGUACGAGAACAGAAGUAUUAAAAUGCCGAUUAGUGGUUUUAUAAAGAGUUCUGUGUUGGAUUUUCUUGGCAGUAGUGAGCUUUAGAGGCGUUAGUAGGUGGAUUUUGGUUUUCUUUGGAUGGAGCCAGGCUAGCUGUUUCCACCUGCUUCCAGGCUUUGUGCUAAGCUAAGCUAAGCUAAGCUAACUGGCUCAGGCUCAGUGGUGUCAGGAAUCAAACUGCCGGCUAAUGGAUGUUUAUUUUUGUUUGCAUGUGGCCUUCGAGGUCUCUCAGUCUCGUCUGCUCCGAACGUUUGGUUUUGUUGUUCCAAGAAGUUCAUAAUUAACGCUGUUCGAUCGUUUCAGUUUCGGAAAAAGCAACUAAGCCCAUCGCUUUAGCCAGCUGCAGAAAGUAUAAGGCUCUCUGUCUGGAACGUAUCAUUAUACUGUUGACUUAUUUUUAAAUGAAACCCACUCAUAUUUCCCUUUUUUAUAUUAAAAAAAAAAAGUUUUAAGUCAAUGGUGCAUAAAUGAUGGAAGGAAAAGAUUGUUAAGAAUUUAAAUAAAGAAUGUUUUUAUAACUA
This is a messenger RNA of Acanthopagrus latus (yellowfin seabream), 1980 nucleotides long. It is a transcript of the gene g6pca.1, whose product is annotated as glucose-6-phosphatase a, catalytic subunit, tandem duplicate 1. Bases 1 to 1059 code for a protein of 352 amino acids. Lineage: Eukaryota; Metazoa; Chordata; Actinopteri; Spariformes; Sparidae. The transcript is spliced from 5 exons. The record is from RefSeq and is a predicted model, not a curated record. Gene Ontology annotation, molecular function: glucose-6-phosphatase activity. Gene Ontology annotation, cellular component: membrane. Gene Ontology annotation, biological process: gluconeogenesis; glucose 6-phosphate metabolic process.